Messenger RNA from Panicum virgatum (switchgrass), 3823 nucleotides. RefSeq names its product putative disease resistance RPP13-like protein 1. NCBI's taxonomy places the organism in Eukaryota, Viridiplantae, Streptophyta, Magnoliopsida, Poales, Poaceae. Gene Ontology annotation, biological process: defense response to other organism. The record is from RefSeq and is a predicted model, not a curated record. The coding region runs from base 889 to 3279 and encodes 796 amino acids. Gene Ontology annotation, molecular function: ADP binding. The transcript is spliced from 4 exons.
GAGAAGCGACCCGGUUUGGGAGAGCUUAUAGCUUUUGGAGCAUCCUGGAGAAGCAAAAGCUGCUAAAAGCCCCCCACUCCGCUGCCGGCAGCCCCCGCGGCCGGCCCCAAGUCCGCGCCCGCGGUGCGCCUGCUCCGUCGCCGUGCUGGAUCAGAUCUGUAGUUGACUGGCUGUUCAUUUUAUUGAGUCCUGCGUCUCAUUUCUCUUGCAGCACAGCGCUUGCUCCAUAGUCCAGAGGCAAGGCAAGCCCACUGCUCCGGCGACCUCGCAUCCCUGUUCGUUUCUGGCCCUGGCAACUCUGUUUCCGCCCGUGUUUGUUUCUCCAGCCGCAUCACUGUCGUUCGCUCUUCACUCACUUCCAUUGCUCCUCUGCUCAACCACAUAUCCAUCCAUACUACUACAAAAAAGAAUCCAAAAAAAACACACCAUAAAAGAAAAAAAACAGUAGUCUUCUCUAGCUUCUUAUUGUUUACCUAGUAUUCCAUUCCUUGUGUUUACUCUUACAUUUUGCCCAUUUUUUUCUGCCCCCUCCUUGUCGGUUCGCACCCUUCGUCAUCAUUCAUUCAUCGUCUUAAUCCCCUACGAGGGCAAAGAGAAGUAGAAAACAAAAAAAAAUAUCUGAGUUUUUGCUUAUUUCCCUUCAUUUCCAUAUCUAGAUCUCUGUAAACUUCCAGACAUCUCGUGCCAGUACCAAUUUAUUUCAUCUGUUCUUUUCAUCUGCCACACUUUCAUCAUCCAACAUCUCUUCACUUGCAUAAGCGCGGGGCAACACAAAUACUUCAGAUCCAUGGCGGAUGUGCCACUGGCCGGCUUACGGUGGGUGGCUUCGCCGAUCGUCAAGAAGCUCCUCGCUGAGGCUUCAACAUACCUGGGCGUGGAGCCGUGGACAUGGCGCGUGAGCUCCAAGAACUGGAGACCACCAUCCUUCCACAGUUUGAUCUGGUGAUUGAAGCGGCCGAGAAGAGCCGCAACAGAGACAAGCUGAAGGCAUGGCUCCAACAGCUCAAAAAAGCCUUCUAUGACGCCGAAGACUUGUUGGACGAGCAUGAGUACAACCUUCUCAAACGCAGGGCCAAGAGCGGGCAGGAUUCCUCACUGGAGAAGAAAUCAACUAUUCUUCGUGCUACAAUGAGCAGGGCACGGAACUUGCUCCCUGAGAACAGAAGGCUGAUUAGUAAGCUGAAGGAACUCAAGGCCAUCCUGGCGGAAGCCAAGCACUUCCGUGAACUUCUUGGCCUACCCGCUGGUACUACUGCAGGAUGCUCCACCGUACCAACAACCGUUGUUACUCCUGCCCCAACGACAUCACUUCCCCCUUCAGAGGUAUUCGGUCGUGACACAGAACGCGAUCUUAUAGUGGAUCUUCUCACCAAGACGCCUGCUGCAGAAUCAAGUCAAGCUAGCUACUCGGGCUUGGCCAUUAUUGGGGUCGGAGGCAUGGGGAAGUCAACCUUGGCACAGUAUGUCUACAAUGACAAGAGGAUACAAGAACAUUUUGAUGUCAAGAUGUGGGUCUGCAUCUCGCGCAAGCUCGAUCUACGUCGUCACACACGGGAGAUCAUCGAGUCUGCAUCAAAAGAGGAGUGCCCACGUGUUGAUAAUCUUGACACUCUUCACUGCAAAUUAAGGGACAUACUGAAAAUGUCAAAGAAAUUCCUUCUCGUGCUGGAUGACGUAUGGUUCGAGGACUCUGACAAUGUGACAGAUUGGGAGCAGCUUCUAGCUCCUCUGAUUUCCCAGCAGGCGGGGAGCAAAGUUUUGAUAACUUCUCGACGAGACACAUUUCCUGCUGCUCUUAGAUGCAAACAAGUCAUUCCCUUGGAAAAUAUGAAACAUGCUGAGUUCCUGGCACUCUUGAAACAUCAUGCCUUCUCUGGAGCAGAAAUCGAAGACCAGCUGUUGCGCAUGAAGCUGGAACAAAUCGCAGAGGAUAUUGCUAAAAGGCUUGGACAAUCUCCUCUGGUAGCAAAAGUUAUGGGUUCCCGGUUGAGCAGGAAAAAGGAUGUUACUGAAUGGAAAGCUGUUCUUAAGAUCGGAGAGGAUUUGAGUGAGCCCAGGAGAGCUCUGAUGUGGAGUUUUGAGAAGUUAGAUCCACCUGUGCAGAGGUGCUUUCUAUAUUGCAGCUUAUUUCCAAAAGGUCACCAGUUUAGAAUAGAUGAGAUGGUUCACCUUUGGGUGGCAGAGGGCCUUGUUGAUUCGUGCAAGCUAAAUUUUUGGAGGCCCCUAAUUUUUGGAGGCCCGGUGCGGUCGCACCGUCCGCACCCCCUCAGGGCCGGCCCCGAGCAGAGGAUAAGACUCACCUACAGUAGGAAUGUCGAGCUGCCACUGGUUCUACCAUCAGGACUUUGUAAACUUGAGCUUUCUUCUUGCGUUGUUACAGAUGGAGCUUUAGCUAUUUGCCUUGGUGGCCUCACUUCACUGAGAAAGUUGUCACUAGAUAAUAUUAUGACUUUGACUGCGCUUCCGUCAGAAGAGGUGUUUCAGCAUUUGACAAAGCUUGACUCUUUGUCCAUCAUAGACUGCUGGUGUCUCAGAUCAUUAGGGGGCUUAAGAGUUGCUACGUCUCUUUCCGAUCUAAGAUUAUCUUGCUGCCCUUCUUUGGAGCUGGCACGUGGAGCAGAAUUUUUGCCGUCCACACUUGGGAGAAUCUACAUAUAUAAAUGUAUGCUUGCGGCUGACACAUUCAUUAAUGGCUUGCCACACCUGAAAGAUCUUUUCAUUCAUAAGUGCAGAAGCUCCGCAUCCUUAUCGAUUGGACAUCUGACCUCACUCGAAUCAUUAUCACUACAAGAGGUCCCUGAUCUGUGCUUUCUCAAAGGUUCGUCUUCCCUGGAACUUGAGAGCUUAACUUUGUCGGAUGUCCCAAAACUCUCUGCCGUCUCACAGUUCCGUGUCAAGGAAAAACUCACCAUUAGUAGCUCCGUAUUGCUCAACCAGAUGGUCAAGGUUGAAGGUUUUACAGUCCCACCGUUUCUUUCUCUUCGCUUCUGCAAGGAGCCAUCGGUUUCAUUUGAAGAAUCUGCAGAUUUCUCGUCUGUCAAGAUCCUGCAGUUAUGGUUCUGUGAAAUGAAGUCCCUGCCUAGAAAUAUGGAAUGCUUCUCCAGUCUGGAGUGGCUCGGUUUCGAUUCCUGUCCCAACAUAUCAUCUUUACCAGACCUUCCAUCCUCCCUCCAGCGCAUAACCAUAUGGUUCUGUAAAUUCUUGAAGGAGAGCUAUCGAGAACCUGAUGGAGAAAGCUGGCCAAAGAUUGCCCAUAUCUGCCGGCGGAAGGAUAUCUGAUGGAGAACUAAAUAUGGUGGAAAGCAAUCCGGAGGUAUAUUUCUCUUCUGUGCCGUAUGUUACCCGUUCAAGCUCAUCAUCACCCAGUUCAAGUCAGAAGUCCGCCUGUGGCUGGUGCCGUUCUCUUAGUUCCCUGCCUCCCCGAAUACCUCUUGCGUUGCCCUGCCACCCUCCGCAGCUCUUAUUAAGGAGGAAAUCGGCUUGAGGGAAGCAGCGUUGAGAGUGCCAAGUGCAUCUUAGUUCUCAUGUUUAGUUUCUUCUGCUCAGAGAGAGAGAGAGAGUCCUUUUGUUUUAUGUAAUAUCAAACCUUUUGUUUUGGCAGUGCUCCUGCCGGUGUUAAAAAAAAAAACCCUCCGCAGCUCAUGAGCAGCUGAGCGAGGGUCCAGUCCACUGAUGGCUCAUGAAUGAGUCAUGAGCCAGGGUCCUGUGACUCGUGUUGAUUCUCUGUCUCCUCUCUCUUUUUCUGUUGCUCCUUCCCUACGAACAAUUGCUGAGAUGUGUCUGUAAGUCUGCAACUUGUUCUAGUAUUGCUUUUGACUGCUCC